This is a messenger RNA of Phymastichus coffea, 2241 nucleotides long. RefSeq names its product polyglutamine-binding protein 1 (gene PQBP1). The transcript is spliced from 5 exons. Gene Ontology annotation, molecular function: protein binding. The record is from RefSeq and is a predicted model, not a curated record. Bases 146 to 1069 code for a protein of 307 amino acids. Lineage: Eukaryota; Metazoa; Arthropoda; Insecta; Hymenoptera; Eulophidae.
CAUCACAUAUACACUAAACAUGGUGGAGCGCUGGACGCCAGAGUUUGUUUUUAUAUUACCUCCGUAGAAUAUUUAAUGUGUAUUUUUAUAGUUCUUUUAAUUAACGAAGAAGAGUCGUUUUAAUUGUUAAAAGUGAAGUAUAAAAAUGCCCCUUCCCGCUGCGUUAGCUGCGCGUUUAGCAAAAAGAGGGCUAAUAAACGGCAAGAAAAGUGAUUUUAAUAAAGAACCUAAGAAGAAGGUACACGAAGAAGUUAUAGCAGAAGAUUAUGAUAAUACUAAAGAAGACAUUAGUCAGAUUGACAUUACUCAAAGAUUUAUGGGAUACAUUGGCUGCCCAAACAAGUAUAACAUUUAUCAUGAUUGUACGAGAAAGUGUAAAGAACAAUGGGGUAAAGGACACACACAACCUCCUGAGAGGUACUUAAAACGACAAUUGAAAUUAGUUCAAAAAUACCCUCUACCAGAGACAUGGAAAGCUAUUUAUGAUCCUGGAAGUGGGCAACAUUACUAUUGGGAUUGGUCUUCAGAUUUAGUAUCCUGGUUUCCACCUGGUCACCCAAAAUGUCAAAUUUCUCAACCUGCAUCACAGUUAAGAGAAGAAUUGCAUUUGAAAGAAGCUGAGAAAGAUGACAAUGUGUCAAGCGAGGAAAGUGGCAGUGAACAGGAGCCAGAUGAGAUAAAUGAGCCAGACGCCAAACGCGAACGAAAGGACAGUCGAGAAGAAAAAGAUCGCGAACGCGAUCGAGACCGAGAUCGUUCACGAAGUGGUACUGAUAGACGACAUCGCGACAGACCUGAAAACCGAAAUAGUAAUAAAAAAGAUCGGACACUUGAUCCAAUGGAUCCUGCAUCAUACAGUGACAUACCUCGUGGCAAAUGGUCAGAUGGAUUGGCCAGACAAAACGAAGCAAAGACUGGUGUUGAUACUACUGCUUCUGGACCUCUGUAUCAGAUGAGACCUUAUCCGAGUCCUGGAGCUGUGCUUCGUUCCAAUAAAGCUGGUGGUAAAGAACAGAGUGAUGGAAUAUCGGGGAAGCCUAAAGUUUCAUUUCCUGAGGAACCCGAAUAAAAUUAUAUUUGAAACAGUUGUAUAUAAACUUUGUGAGAUGAUGAAAGUUUUUUUUAUUUAAGAGUUGAAGAGGAUAUAUGAUAAUUGAUGGUGAACAUUAAAACUAUUGUUGAAAAGAAAUAUCUAUUGAUUUUUUGUGUAAAAACUUCUAUACCAAAUUCACAAAGGUUUUUAUAAGCAUUUCAAAGUUUCGCAUUAUAAUAUUUUUUAUUCCUGAAAUACGGAUUAUGAAUUUAAAAUAUUGACAAAUUACCAUUUACUUUCAUACAACAAAAGGUAUAAACGUAUUCCUUAAUAAAUUUUAAGUAUGCCUUGGCACCUCCACGUCAUGAUCAGUUUUAUAACUAUAAUAUCUUCUAUUUAACAUGAACUGCAGAGAAGAAUAUUAUUUAUAAUGUACAGUUAAUAGCUUCAACAGAAUAAUAGUUCUAGUAAUGUUUUAGAUUUAUGAAAAAUUAUGUUUGGAAGACACCCAUUGAGAACUUGUUUAUUACAUAAUUUUAAUGAUAAUAAAUAAUACUACAUAAAAAAUACUAGUAUGUAUAAAUAUUUCUUCUUAUUUAACAAGCAAAUACUUGCACAUUUUUAAUGUUCCCAUAAAGCUCAAACUUUGUUUCAGUUCAAGCUAUUAACUACACACUAUAAAUAAUAUUUGUCUCAUUACGGUUAUAAAACUAAUAACGAUGUGUCGGUGCCAAAGUAUAUCUAAAAUUUGUUAAGAAGUACGUUAUGUUCCUCGCUAUACGUAACAGAAAUAAAUAACAAUUUGUCAGUAUUUGAAAAUUCAUAAUGAAUAUUUUAGGAAAACUCAAUUUUAUAGUCCAAAGCUACAGAUUACAUGCAUUCACGAUGAUUGAAAAUUGUAUUAAUACUGACAUGAACAAAUUUAUAUAAAUAUAUUGGAAUUAAAAUGAUACUUCCUACAUACUUAAAAACUUACUAAUCUAAGAUUCAAAUUAACUAGAAAAGGGUUGAUUAAUUUAAAUGUUACGUCUUAUAAUUAUUCCUCUGAACAGAUAAAAUUAAGUUAUUUAUUAUAAUUUUUCCAAAUCGGUAUGUAAUUCCGAUAAACAGUUAAUUGAUCGAUGUAAAUUUUUUAAAUCUUCGAAACGAGAAAAAUGCAGAGUCACCGAAGUAAAUAUAUUGUUCUGUACUUAAUGUUGAUGUUGAUA